Penicillium macrosclerotiorum is the source of this 1200-nucleotide messenger RNA. Its product is annotated as CobW family GTP-binding protein. Bases 1 to 1200 code for a protein of 399 amino acids. Gene Ontology annotation, cellular component: cytoplasm. The transcript is spliced from 6 exons. Lineage: Eukaryota; Fungi; Ascomycota; Eurotiomycetes; Eurotiales; Aspergillaceae. The record is from RefSeq and is a predicted model, not a curated record.
AUGUCGACCAAUAUUGAAGAUGGCGAUGCGCCCCCAGAGCUUAUUGAUGUGUCGACGAUGCCAGUAGAACAACCCGUUAUAGAGGAAGAAUCGACGCCUCGAGUCCCUAUCACGCUCGUUACUGGUUAUCUGGGCGCUGGAAAAACCACUCUAUUGAAUUAUAUCCUAAAAGAGAAACAUGGCAAGAAGAUUGCUGUGAUCAUGAAUGAAUUUGGAGAUUCAUCGGAUAUUGAGAAACCCCUCACGGUGAACCAGGGUGGCCAAGAAGUCACCGAGUGGAUGGAAGUCGGGAACGGUUGUAUCUGCUGUUCCGUCAAAGAUACUGGUGUAAUGGCCCUGGAAUCACUCAUGGAACGCCGAGGUACAUUUGACUAUAUUCUGCUUGAAACGACGGGUCUCGCAGACCCGGGUAACAUCGCUCCAGUAUUUUGGAUGGACGAGGGCCUCGGGAGCUCUAUCUAUCUGGAUGGCAUUGUCACCCUAGUCGAUGCCAAGAAUAUUAUGCACCUGCUGGAUGAGCCUACCCCGGAAGAAAAAGCCGACUCUCAUAACGACGACCAUGACCAUGACCACGGCUCUGGGCCAGUACUAUCUAUGGCCCACAUGCAGAUUUCUCACGCAGACGUCAUAAUUCUGAACAAGACGGAUCUCGUCACCCCGGAUGAGCUGGAAGCCGUGCGGGAUCGAAUUUCUGCUAUUAAUAGCGUGGCAAAGAUCCACGUUACAGACCACAGCCGUACGCCGCAAAUUGAAGGCGUUGUUCUGGAUCUACAUGCCUAUGACCAUUUAGCAGAUUUGGACUUCAGUAAGAAGGGCCAUAGCCAUAUUGAUCCCGCAAUCUCAACUGUCGCUGUCGUCACCCCUCCGAUUCCAGCUGAUAAAGUAUCCAAGGUCGAUUCAUGGCUGCAGUCUGUACUCUGGGAGUCAACAUUCCCAGUACCAGCUAAUGGGACAACCCAGACGUAUCCCACAGACUUCGAGAUUCACCGUCUUAAAGGGAUCUUGCGCUUGGAGGACGGCUCGAAUAAAAUUAUCCAAGCCGUACGGGAUGUCUUCGAGAUUCGAGAUUCGGAGCCAACCCAAAGCAAUGGAGAUGAGACGUCGGUUGUUCAGUGUAAAAUCGUGCUGAUUGGAAGAGGAUUAGGGCCAACUGCCGAUACCUGGAGGGAGAGCUUCGAGUCCUUUGUUCGUGGAAAUUGA